CCAUAAUGCCUUUCGAGGGGGGAGUAGUCACCGCACGUGUGCGCUGGAUGUCUAGCAUAGAGUGAAGUGUGAGAUUCGGUUCUGGUACUUUGUCGCCGCUGUGUCGGGUCGACAUGGCCGCGCAGGAGGACCAGGCUCUGCUCUUCCUGAUCUUCCAGCACCUGAAGGUGAACGGGUUCACCAAAGCGGCUCGGGUUCUGGAAAAACACCUUCCUCAGGUUGAGGCACCACCAGCAGAAAGCCUGCAUGAUAUCUACACCGGAUGGAUGAAAUUAUGCUCUCUAUCCCAACAUGCAAAACAAGAGACGGAUGACAGCCUAAACAAAAAGAGCAUUAAAGUGGAAUUUAUCGCCAGUGAAGAAGCUGCAGAUUCCAAGCUCUGUGCCGUCUCAGGAGAAGAUGAAGUGAAGGCCAAGCUUCUGACAGAGUGUGAGUCAGACAUUGAGUCUUCUCAUCCAGAGAAGAACCCUGAAAGUGCGCUUGAGCCGCAGCGUGAUGCCACAACUUCUGUCCCGUUACAAGUAUUAAACGGCGAGAGCUCCGCCUCCUCUGACGGCAAAGUGGAGGAAGAAGAGAUGAGAGAAGAACUGACCAACAUCCAUCAAGAGGGUUCGGUUGAGGAGUCGGCUGAGGUGUCAAAUGAGGAAAAAGUCUCUCCAGCCUCUGUGGAAACGGUUAAAUCCAGUCGGCCUGAGUCUGAUCCGGCCUUAGACGGUGAGCCGACGGAAGAGCCUGAGGAAGACGGUUCAAAGGAGCUGCUCACACAUUCGAGCUCCACUGAGGUUCCAGAUGAAGCUCCUGCAUCAGAAAGAAUGGAUCCUGAUCCAACAAAAGCUCCGGAUGUUCUCGAUGAAGAGAAGGAUGAGGAACAGUCUGCUGUGGAGCCGUCUGAGCUCAUCUCUGUAGACCCAAUGGAAGAGGAGACCAAUGAUCAGCCAGUAGAGCUCCAAGCCCCGCCCCCUGCAGACUGUGCCACGGAAAAGACAAAAGAUGAUGAGGAGGAGCAGGACGAGGAGGAGCAGGACGAGAAGGAGCAGGGCGAGGAGGAGCAGGGCGAGGAGGAGCAGGAGCAGGAAGAAGAAGAAAAUGGUCAAAACUCUGAGCCUGUAGGGGGCGCUGAGCUCCCCUCUCAGCUGAAUCCUGAUGCUGCUGCAGAAGAGUCAACAAGCACACAAAAACAAACUGUAGCUGCUGACCUCCACAGGCCUCACUCUGAUGUGCCUGAAGAACCAGAUGCCUCCAUCAUCCUCAACAUCCAGACGGAUGUGGAAGCAGCCCAACAGGAAGGCAGCCGCUCUGUUCCGGAGGAAUCUUCUGAAAGCUGCGCAGACUCCAAAACUCCCAAGAGGAGGAAGAGAAAGAAGAACAAAAGAAACACGGAGACGCCCGAAACCGAAGCACAGGUCACAGACACACCCUCCGAUCCAGGUGACACUCCUCUGACCAGCAAGUCCUCCAAAAAGAAAAGGAGACGCCAGAAGAGGGGAGAGGACGAUGUGAGGGGAGAGGAAGAGGCAGCAGAGGAGCAGGAGGUGGUUCCAGCUGCUACAUCGGAGAAGAAAAAGGCAAAGAAAAGGAAAAGAGAUAAAGACAUGACUUUAGAAACCAAAACUACAGAGAUACAAGUUAAAGACUUGGAGGCAGAGGAGAAUACUCCAGCAGAAACAGAAAAGCCAAAGAAGAAAAAGAGAAAGAAGGAGAAGGAGGCGCCAUCUGAAGAGCCACCAGCAGAGGGCGAUGAGGAGACGGAGGAGAAGAUUGACAGCAUUGAUGAUGGCAGCAGCGCUCUGCUCUUCUCAGGAAAAAAGAAGAAGCGUCUGUGCAGGAAGCUGAGCGUGAGGAUCAGACCCAGAUUUCACGGGAAGAGGAUGAGCAGCAUCCAGACCAGACAGAAGAUGGGGAAAAAGAAACCAAAAGACGAAACAUUAGAUGAGAAGUCUCAGAUGAAUCCAGUCAAGAGAGCUCAGGCUGAUGACGAGACGGAGAUCAAACCACCGAAGGGGAGGAGGAGGAAGAAGAUGAAGAUCGUUACGGAACAGGAAGAAAGUUCCUUAAAGGAAAACAAGCCUCCUGGGAAGGAGGAGAAAUCCAUGGAAACCCAGUGGGAUAAAAACGGAGUGGGGGAAGAGCUUCCUGAGGAAGACUUGUCUCUUCUUUCAAAUGAAGGGAAGAAGAAGAAGAAAAAGAAGAAGAAGAAGAGAGUGAAAGAUGAAACCGUGGAGGAGAGCUCAGGUUCUGCUGAUGUGAGCCAGCCUCCACUUUCUAAGAAAAAAAAGAAGAGCAGCCUGAAGGCCGGACCGGAGGAUGGAGACUCUCACACUCCUGCAGUUUCUGCGAAAAAGAAAAAGUCCUUCAGCUAAACGAUUACCUGAUUGGAUCAGAGGUUUCUCCUGGAUCAGCCGGAUGAGGAUGUCUCCGUGUUGGACCUGAAAAGCCAAAUGUCAAAGUGUGUUUGUGCCUUUGUCCUUUACUCUUCUGAGGAAUUAGUAAAGGAACAGACGUGUCCUUCCUUUUCACUGUCUUUAGUUUGUCACCUCAGGUCACACGGAAUGAACCUGUUAACUGUGAAAUCCUUUCUGAGCAGCGUUUGAAGCCAUUCCUCUUUGAGGAAAAGUUUUUCAUGUUUGACUCAAAAUUGAGAUUUUAGAUAUUUUUGAUGAAAAUGAAAGUUUUGACCUGUGACUGUUUGGAUUCAGAUAAAAAUGAAUAAAUAUAAGCUUUAAAAUGUUACUUUGGGUGAUGGGAAGAAAGGUAUUAGAGAAACUUUGGUUAGAAAAGAUGUUUAAAGGGAUGAACUGUUACUCACUCCUGGGAAAUGUCAGUAGCAAACUGACGCUGUUCAAAACGUUGUUUACAGUCGGUCUUUAAGCUGUGAAGUUUUCUUAACUAUGCACCAAACUUUCUGCUGUUGGAGGAACUUUUUAAAGUUGCUGCAAUAAACAGAAGUUCUGACUCCCUCAUUUGUCUGUCUGAAAGUGGAACCAGCAGCUGCUGUUCACUCUGAACACGUCAGUGUGAGCCCGUUUCUGCAUGAAUUCUCCUCAUUCUGAUGACAUGUUUACACAGUGACAACAUGCAAUUAAACUCAGUUUUCCUUUUG
Molecule: messenger RNA, 3100 nt
Organism: Oryzias melastigma (Indian medaka)
Lineage: Eukaryota; Metazoa; Chordata; Actinopteri; Beloniformes; Adrianichthyidae
Product: glutamic acid-rich protein
Exons: 15
Coding region: 114-2360 (748 amino acids)
Molecular function (GO): protein binding
Source: RefSeq, a predicted model, not a curated record